AUGCCGUCACUGGCGUGCCCAUCCGCGAGCGUUCGGCUUCCCGGAGCGUCCGCUCACGGACGCCUCGGCGCUGCCGCCCGAAAAGGAAAAUCGGAGGCGACGCGCGGGCGAAGAUUCAACAACGCACCCUGUCGUGUCGGCCGUUCCGUUGUCGUCAAAGCCUCCGCAUCGUCUGAACCCAACGCCGUCGCUCCUGAUGAGGAUACCGACGUCAACUACAAGCUGUUCGCUAUGGGUUUCUGCGACAGCGGCGACGGCGGCUCCUGGAUGGGAGCCGUUCCCGACUCCAGCGACGAACCGCCCGGAGGGAAUCGCAUCCGCGUCGGCUUGCGCGACUCCCCCUCGCUCGGCAGCAAGAUCGCCGCGGCGUUCGCGCUCGGCAUCGCUGGGCAACUCGCGGGACCUUACUCAGCGCGCGCCGCGCCGAGCAAGGCGGCUGCCGCCGCAACGGCCACCGCGCACAAACCGAGCCCCAAUCUCUUCCAACUGCCCGAGGGCGCCCGCAAGUCGCUGGACGAUUUCGUCAUCGAUCGCGCCAAGGACGUGCGUGGCGUCAUGAACGCCAUCGACGACAACGUCAACGACCCUUGGGACAUCGAGGAUGUCUGGCUAAUUAUCGCCUGGCACUUCGCCAUCGUGAAGGGUCGGCGUAAGGUUUACGACUACCUGAAAGAGCGCGACCCCGAGAACACGGUUGAGUGGGAGAGAUCAUUUUGGAACUGGCUCGGCGGCCCCAUGAAGGUCAUAGGCGGCCUCUGGAUAGGGAUGUACCUCUGGGACAACGGAUGCAGAGUCGGCGAGCUGCUCGAGAUGAGUGCAUUUCUACCCACCACCAUCAUGGAGCAAUUCGACCGCGGCAUGUACACGCUCGCGGGCGGCAUCAUCGCCACGAUGGCCACCGAUAACUACCUUCCCGAAAUUCUCACCGACAGGCUCGGCAUCAAGGACUCGAGCACCAAGCUCGUCCUCACCAGGCUCGCCGUCGUGACCGGCGCGCUGUGUACCGCGAUAAGCAGCGCGUUGGUCUUUGGGCUGCCCCCCAAGUCCCUCCUCGGGUUCGGAGGCAUCGGAGGUUUAACCUUCGGUUUGGCGGCGAAGGAUCUGGUGAGCAACUUCAUCGGCGGCUCCAUGCUCGCCAUCAUGCGACCGUUCUCCCCCGGCGAGAAGAUCUACCUCAUGGCCGUGGGCGGCAGGUUCAGGGGCACGAACGAGCCCAGCGUCGGCGGCUACCUCGUGAAAGAGAUCGGCUGGUACCAGACCACCUUGAUCCCGAAGGACACGAGGCCGACGACGGUGCCAAACGGCUUCUUCCUCGGCGCCAACGUCAUCAACAUCUCGAGGCAGACGGCUCGCAUCAUCGUCGCCAACAUCCGCGUCAGGCUCGACGACGCGCCGAUGAUCCCGAAGAUGACCGAAGAGAUCACCGCGUACCUCGCAAACCACCCCAGCAUCAUCAACCCCCCGCAGAGGCCCAUUCGCGUGCACUGCCGCGACAUCAAGGACGAUCACCUGGCGAUUCGCGUCGAGACGCACUGCAGCGUGGUGAAGAAGGAUCCGUUCCUCCAGGUGCAGCAGGAGCUCCUGCUGGGGAUGUUCGACAUCUGCAAGAGAAACAGCACCGGGCCGGCGUGGACCGUGCUCAACACCGUCGGCGAGGACAACCGCCCUUGGCUCCCCGAGGGCAAGUCCGCCAGGUGA
Messenger RNA from Micromonas commoda, 1698 nucleotides. Its product is annotated as small conductance mechanosensitive ion channel family. The record is from RefSeq and is a predicted model, not a curated record. Lineage: Eukaryota; Viridiplantae; Chlorophyta; Mamiellophyceae; Mamiellales; Mamiellaceae. Gene Ontology annotation, biological process: transmembrane transport. Bases 1 to 1698 code for a protein of 565 amino acids. Gene Ontology annotation, cellular component: membrane. The transcript has a single exon.